AUGGACGAAACAGGGCUCUUUUACCGCAUGCAGUUUGCUAAUCAUACAGCAUAUCCUACACAGGCGGAUAAUUCACUUGCGACCAAGCAGUUGGAAGGUCACAAGCAAAACAAGAAGCGGAUUACACUAAAUAUUUGCUGCAACGGGGAUGUACAGGAAUCCCCGUUGUUUCAAAAACAUCAACCAGGCAAACCUUGGAUGCACAUACCGAAACAAUGCCAAGGCAUGGAGGACCCAAGCAAUUUUUGCAGAAUGGCUCAAAUCUUUUGA
Messenger RNA from Plasmopara halstedii, 270 nucleotides. Its product is annotated as tigger transposable element-derived protein. Lineage: Eukaryota; Oomycota; Peronosporomycetes; Peronosporales; Peronosporaceae. The transcript has 3 exons. Bases 1 to 270 code for a protein of 89 amino acids. The record is from RefSeq and is a predicted model, not a curated record.